This is a messenger RNA of Guyanagaster necrorhizus, 1359 nucleotides long. RefSeq lists its product as uncharacterized. Gene Ontology annotation, cellular component: membrane. The coding region runs from base 1 to 1359 and encodes 452 amino acids. Lineage: Eukaryota; Fungi; Basidiomycota; Agaricomycetes; Agaricales; Physalacriaceae. The record is from RefSeq and is a predicted model, not a curated record. The transcript is spliced from 8 exons.
AUGGCAGACUCCGCCAGCAUCGUCACUGUCCACGAAGAGCAGCCUGCGACUCCCAUACUUUUCUCGAACGAGUUCACCGAUCGGGAGCUGGCAGCGCAGAGGAAAGCCUACAUCAAGAGUUUGGUUGUAGGAUGUUUAUCCAUGGUUGUCCUCAUGUUCAGCGUCUUCUCGAUAUAUUGGGGUGCGCUAUGGAAGCUUCCGGACCAUAAACUACCGGGAUGGGUCGUCGUAGGCUGGUUCUUGUUUUCGUCUACUCCAUGUCUCACCGUUAACUUUCAGGACUUCGACGGGUCGACUAUCGGCAGCACAGUCGCUAAUACGCUUCUUUCUGAUACUGCGUCCACGUCAAGGAUCUCCUGGAAGCAAAUGCCGGCGUCACAUUUCUCGGGGCCGGAUGAAGUGGGUAACUCAGUCGUAGAACAAAGAGUUUGGAUGGCUGUCGUUAUUCAUGCCAACGCCACUUCGACCCUCAAUUCGGCUGCUUCAUCCGUUAACUCGUCCUAUAAUGGUACACAGGCACUUACUGUCUACGCCGACGAAGCUAGGAACGAGAAUGCAUUCCGUUCACUUCUUCGUCCCUAUAUCACAACGACCAUGGAUACGAUUUCGCAGAGCUUUGCCCACACCUUUGCUACACAGCUGGCCAACUCUUCAUCCUCGUCUAUCGCGUCGAUCCUCCAGUCUGCCCCACAAAUAAUCACCCAGCCUGUCAGCUACACCAUCGAUAAUUUGCGGCCAUUCGACGUCCCUGUCGCGAGUGCUAUCACCUUUGUUGGUCUCAUCUACCUACUAGUUUUGUGCUUCUUCAUCGUCAUCAUUGGUUCCGGUGCCCGCCUGGCCUCUGGAAUCGAAAUGAAGCUCACAACCAAGUCGCUUAUUAAAGUCCGCCUGGUUUCAACGUUGGCGCUCUACUUCAUGAUAUCGCUCUUCUACUCUACGGUCAGCCGUGCGUUCCAAGUAAACUUUGACAGAAAAUUCGGCUCUGCUGGCUUCGUGAUCUUUUGGAUGGUCAACUUCGUCGGCAUGCUCUCCGUGGGGCUUGCACUUGAGGCUAUGAUCACGCUCUUGACGCCAAGGUAUAUGCCAUUCUUCAUGAUCACUUGGGUCAUUACCAACGUCGCGGUGUGCUUCAUGCCCAUCGAAGUUCUCCCCCAUUUCUACCGCUACGGCUACGCGUACCCUUUCUACAACGUUUCGGGCGCGAUCCGGACUAUUCUGUUUGGUACGAAAAAUCAACUUGGCCUCCACUUUGGUGUUCUUAUCGCGUGGACGAUCGUUUCACUCUUCACGCUUCCUCUCUUCCAGUGGAAUGCGAGGAGGAUGUUGACGCGUCAAGUGAGCCAGCCCAAGGCCGUGUAA